Molecule: messenger RNA, 704 nt
Organism: Microbotryum saponariae
Lineage: Eukaryota; Fungi; Basidiomycota; Microbotryomycetes; Microbotryales; Microbotryaceae
Source: the annotation of a GenBank genome assembly
AUGGCACACGCCGCUGCUUCGCACUCGCUCGCCUCAGCGCCUGCGCUGGCGACCAUCUCCGAACAAGCACAAGCACAGCCGCUGCACGUGACUCGAGGCGCCGCACGCAGGGCAGGCUUCCGCGUCACCACACCCAAAUCCAUCUCGACCAUGUCCCGAAGUUCGAGUUCACGGUCCAGCAUCUCGGGUUCCGGUUCCUCCGAUCUGAGCAAGCCGACCCUGUCCAGCUUGUCUCGUCAGCGCGCGGCCAACAACAGCACCGCUAACGCCGCAGCCGCCGCCACCGUCAAAGCCGGAGCCACGAGCUUGUCGUCGAGAAGAAAAUCCGUCUUGGGCGAGUCCAAAAACGUCGCUAUUUCGUCGUCGUCGUCGUCGCGCUCGUUGGCCUCGUUGUCGACACCUCAUCGAAAAGUUGGACGAGUCGAGGCCGGCCAAAUGAUGGGCAUGGGCGUCAUCCGCGUCGGUCCCGCCGUGCAAGCACAACGGUCACCCAAAAAGCUUGCGACACAUUACGACAGUGGUUCGGCGUCGGAUCCUUACUCGGUCGCGUUCGUCGCCCCUCAGUUCGACCGAUCACCUCACCCCGCCGCAGGGGACGAGAAUGCGCAGCCGCGCCAACACUUUGGCCUACCCCCUUCGAGUAGCUCGCGGUCGCUAUAUCAUGUGUCUCCUGAAAAGCGGGUCAGUUCCCAGCUGCCGAGUAG